AAUCUUAAUGGAGAUCCAGAACAAUAAUCACGAGGACAGUCGUAAACAAGUACAAGUGUAAGAGAGUCAAGAGGAUAUCUUUCUCAGCCGUCGAACUGUCUAUUGCCGGCCGACGAUCUAUUCUCCGACGCUACCAAUGGGGAUGAGCAUCGGCUUUCUCGUCGGCACUUUUGGUGUUCUGAUCCUCUCCCACGCUGCUUACUCCACCAUCCAGUAUAGGGCUUUGCUUAAGAUCACUGAGGAAGAGUUCUCUGGUCCUCCCAUCAAUGUGGUUAUGGAGUUGAUAAUAGGGUUAGUGUUGUGCAUAUGGGCUGCACUUAUUGUACCCGGGAAGUUUUUGUCCAUACAUCCCCAAUCCGAAGAGAACAGGGUGGUUGCUCUACCUGCCAAUCUGGACUUCAUGAUUUUCAAUCACCGAGGGAAAGCGUUUCCUCUGGAAGUUGAUUUCAAGUUGAAGUGACACGAGGGGAACCAGAGUUUUGCGUUCUCUUGCAAAUCUUUUUCUUUCUCUACAAAGCAGUUAUUUUAGCGACAGUGCGUGACAAUUCCCAAAUGUAUUAUUAAAAGUUGUAUUUUCUUUUGUUGAUCUGCAAAAUGGAGCAGCUUCUAAUCUUUAACCUUACUAUGCCAAUACAUUGAUGUUUUUAUGUUUGCCUAGGAGAGGAUCUUGGUACUGUUUCUCCUUGAUAUUCAAUUCCUUCCAGUGUU
This is a messenger RNA of Ipomoea nil (Japanese morning glory), 708 nucleotides long. RefSeq names its product membrane magnesium transporter. The record is from RefSeq and is a predicted model, not a curated record. NCBI's taxonomy places the organism in Eukaryota, Viridiplantae, Streptophyta, Magnoliopsida, Solanales, Convolvulaceae. Gene Ontology annotation, cellular component: Golgi apparatus; early endosome; plasma membrane. The transcript has 4 exons. Bases 137 to 460 code for a protein of 107 amino acids.